CGGAGAAGACAAGUGACUCGGAGGAUGGCUCAAUGAAACUAUUCCACUUGAUUUCAUAGAGAUGGUGGACCAUGAGCGUGGGACAAGCUGGCGAUCUCCUACCUCUCUCCGUCCCCGUCACCGCGCCCGCUUCACUGCGACCGCGCCGGCUGCGACGCUCACAUGACAAGCUUGUCCACCACCACCGCAUACACGCCACUCGAACAACUGCUGCUCUUCCAAGCGCUACGUGUUGAAGGGAGCAACAGCACCGCGACCAUCAAUUUCAGCUUCAACCGCAUCUCCGAUCAAUUGAAAGCCAUCCCAACUAUUCACAACGAUCCAACCUACGACAGCGGCCGUCUCAGCCCAGAUGCAUUAAGGGAGCUUUAUCUGUGGCUACUCAAAGAUGAAGUCAAACGGGACCUUGAGCGCCAAGCCGAGAAGGAAAGCCAUGCCACUACAAAUGGAGACGCUUCGCCAGCGUCGCGUAAGCGAAAGGCUCCCAGCCCUACGGUGCCUACGGUGCAAGAAGCGGCGCAGCAUUCCUACCUGAUACCACAGCUUGUUAAUAGGCUUUACGCGACGUACCGGGACAGGCUUGUCAAGGAGCUUCGCGACCAUGAACGCAAGUACGAUGCCUUGUCACGCGACAUCAGCGAGAUUGAGGCGGGCAAAUGGGACGAGCGACUGCAGCGGCAGCGGACUGUUUCUGCGACGCAGAGUCCUAAGGCUUCGCCAAGAGUUCGAAGUCAGCUCAUUGAGCAACGGCCUGAUACGGCAACUACGACCAAGGAUGCUGCUGCAUCAGCGACUGUACCCGAAAAGGCUGCGGAACCCAACGUGCAGCCACCACCGAGAAAGUCUACGAUAGAUGCUAUGAUCAACCAUGAGCCAGAACCCCCGGCUGCCCCGAGUAGUCACUCGAGAACGCCGUCCAACUCAGCACUCCCGCCGCUCUCAGAAAUGGCGCCGCACUCGCCUCGGUUCGGUAUUCCACCCAUGCCUGGUCCGGUAGCAGCCGGCAUGCCUCCACCGUACGGACAUUCGCCACCAGCUAAUCAUCCCUCGUCUUACGCGCCACAUCAUGCCCAUCCUGUCCCUAGUCCGCAGCUGCAAAACGCAAUGACUAGGCCUUCAUCGUCUCCACGACCUAUUCUUCCUCCUCCAGCGGGCAUGAGGCUGCCUCCUCCAUCGCCCAUCCAGCAUGCUUCCUCACCGGCCCAUCGCGGGCCAGGUAUGCCUGCUCAGCAGUACUACCAGCCCCAACACAGGUCGUCGCUUGGACCAUCACCUACCAAUGACCGGCCAUCGCACGGCUAUGCUGCUCAGUAUCCACCAGCGGUACCUUACUAUCAGCAGCAACCUGUCUAUGCGGAUCGGAGGACAUCCUUCCCGCCUCAACAAGCUCAGCAACCUCCACUGGCUCACCAGCGCUUUCCAGUGCAAGCUCCGCAUCAGAGCGGCCACCAAUACGGAUGGCAUGUUGAUGGCUCUCAGCACGCCAAGAUGCCACCGAAGCAGCAGCCUCCGUUAUCAAUACCGCAGAACUCGAGGCCCAUUCAACCGCAGUCUUACACUCCACAUCACCCGCCACCAAACCCGCCGUCGCAGUCCUUGUUUACGAGUUCAAAGCAACAACCUGACCAGCAACGGCUCGUUUCCAGUAUCAUCGCCGCGCUCGCUACGCCACCGCGCAGGCGUAGCACGCCGUCCCAAGCUCAGCAGAAGCCAUUGUGGAAGAGUGAACAUCGGCCGCCUCCAGUAGGUGUACCAUUCGCAGCCGAGUCGCCUCUGGUUGAGCCACUAAGCCCUGUCCAACGACGGGCGCGCUCACCUGUCAAGCAGCCGCCCGGUGUCCGUCGUGAGCGUACUGCUUCACCGUCCGGAGAGUCUGAGAAGCCACAGCCUACCACGCAACCAGCCGGACGACGCACCCGAGCGACGCGCAACCGGAGUCCGCAUAGUGUCACAUCUACCGCUGACGACCUUGCACGGACUCGAACGCGCAGUCAGUCAGUCAGUACUGCGGCUGAAGGUCAGCCCACUCCCGUUCAGCGGACCAUUAAGCGAACGACCGUCAAGGCCGAACCAUCAACGCCUGCAGAAGUCGUUGACGCACCAGAUCACAUUCCCGAGCACUCCGCCACACCGGCUUCCGGGCCCAUGACGCGCAAACGCCGCGGCACAAUCCAAUCCCUCCCUCAUCAGCCACCAGCCUCUAAACGCAGAAGACAAGACUCGCCUUCCGCAGCCCCCGAUACUGCAAAUGCAGAAGUCGACGAUACGACCCCACCCCCACGCCCAACUACCAUCCUCGCCACCCGCAACUUCGCCAAAAUGGCCGCAACUAUCAUGAAUGACAUCACCUCCCACAAACACGCCGCCUGGUUCGCCAACCCGAUCCGCGAAAAGGACGCAGAGGGCUACAGCGAAAUCAUUAAGCAACCGCAACACCUCAAAUCGAUUCGCGCGGCCAUUACAGCAGGGACGCGUGCCGUCGCUGCUGCGGUCGCACAGCUCGGAUCUCCACCCCCAGGAGCGGAGGUUUCGACCAUGAUCGAGCUGGAGCGGACGCCGGAGUUGGUACCGCCAAGGGCGAUAGUGAACGCGGAUCAGCUGGAGAAGGAGGUUUAUCGCAUGUUGGCUAAUGCGGUUAUGUUCAACCCCGGGGAGGAUGGGAUAGUGGGGGAGGCGAGGGAGAUGUUUGCGGAUGUUGUGGGGAAGAUUGGGGAGUGGCGGGGCGCGGAGAGGGAUGCUGGGGUGGUGGAGGAUGAGGAAGGAGGAGGUGGGAAGGCUAAGAGGAGGAAGGUUUGAGCGAGUGUGAGUGUGUGCGAAUAGGAAAGGGUUGAGUUGUGUGCCUUAAUGCUACUAGCGUGGCGUUUUUGGGUGAAUUUUCCGGGCGAUGAUGCCACAAUUGUAGGUUAGCAAGUGUAAGAUCGUGAGUUGCGCUCAGG
Baudoinia panamericana UAMH 10762 is the source of this 2936-nucleotide messenger RNA. RefSeq lists its product as uncharacterized. Lineage: Eukaryota; Fungi; Ascomycota; Dothideomycetes; Mycosphaerellales; Teratosphaeriaceae. Bases 163 to 2796 code for a protein of 877 amino acids. Gene Ontology annotation, cellular component: NuA4 histone acetyltransferase complex. The record is from RefSeq and is a predicted model, not a curated record. Gene Ontology annotation, molecular function: protein binding. The transcript has a single exon.